AUGGCACCGUCAAGAGAAGAUGAUGUUUAUCAAGCGAAACUAGCUGAACAAGCUGAACGUUAUGAAGAAAUGGUUGAUUCAAUGAAAAAGGUUGCUGCGGCUGAUGUUGAGCUGAGUGUCGAAGAAAGAAAUUUAUUGUCAGUUGCAUAUAAAAAUUUGAUUGGUGCACGACGUGCUAGUUGGCGAAUAAUAACAAAUAUUGAAAGUAAAGAAGAGAGCAAAUCAGAAAAUGGUAAAAUGGCACUUAUUAAAAAAUAUCGAUCUCAGGUUGAGAAAGAAUUACGUGAUAUUUGUCAAGAUAUACUGGAUUUGCUUGAUAAACAUCUCUUACCAAACGCAACAACUGGUGAAUCAAAAGUUUUCUAUUUGAAAAUGAAGGGUGAUUAUCAUCGUUAUAAAGCUGAAUUUGCGACAAAUGAUGAUCGUAAAGAAGCAGCUGAAAAUAGUUUGGUUGCUUAUACAAAAGCCCAUGAUAUUGCACAAAAUGAAUUACCUCCAACGCAUCCAAUCAGACUUGGUUUGGCAUUAAAUUUUAGUGUUUUCUACUAUGAAAUACUGAAUACACCGGAACGUGCUUGUCGUCUAGCAAAACAGGCAUUUGAUGAUGCAAUUGCUGAAUUAGAUACAUUGAAUGAAGAUACAUACAAAGAUUCAACAUUAAUUAUGCAAUUAUUACGAGAUAAUUUAACAUUAUGGACAACAGAUAUGCCUGGUGAAGAAGGUGGUCAACAUGAUGUUCAAGAUGUUGAAGAUGAAGAUAAACAUUAG
This is a messenger RNA of Didymodactylos carnosus, 768 nucleotides long. Lineage: Eukaryota; Metazoa; Rotifera; Eurotatoria; Philodinida; Philodinidae. The record is from the annotation of a GenBank genome assembly.